Neolamprologus brichardi is the source of this 561-nucleotide messenger RNA. Lineage: Eukaryota; Metazoa; Chordata; Actinopteri; Cichliformes; Cichlidae. The record is from RefSeq and is a predicted model, not a curated record.
CUCUCAGAUUGAGUGAUCGGUCCCAGCUCAGCAUCCAGCCUUCACACCGGACGGUGCGCCUGUGAGAGGAAGAGCAGAGCCGCUCUCUGUCGUUCAGCUUGUUCACUGAGUUUACAGCCUCGCAGACAGAACUUUGGCCUUUUUGGAGCUUCGGAUCUUCGUUUUACAACAUUUCAUCCCGGCGUAAACAAGCGGAAUUUAAGCUUUGGAGGAGAGCGCAGCGGAGGUCUGGAGAUGAACCCCCCGUGUGCCCGCUGUGGCAAGAUCGUGUACCCGACGGAGAAAGUCAGCUGCCUGGACAAGAACUGGCACAAAGGAUGUUUCCACUGCGAAGUUUGCAAGAUGACGCUGAACAUGAAGAACUACAAAGGCUAUGAUAAGAAACCCUACUGCAACGCACAUUACCCCAAGACGUCCUUCACCAUCGUGGCCGACACUCCAGAGAACCUGAGACUGAGACAGCAGAGCGAGCUGCAAAGCCAGGUAAACACACACACACACACCUCAGAUGUGUGUACGAUGCAGGAGCGCCGCCAUCAUCUCUGACCUGCUUUGAUGAUG